Molecule: messenger RNA, 1269 nt
Organism: Parus major (Great Tit)
Lineage: Eukaryota; Metazoa; Chordata; Aves; Passeriformes; Paridae
Gene: PP2D1
Product: protein phosphatase 2C like domain containing 1
Source: RefSeq, a predicted model, not a curated record
AUGGGGGAGACUGGAGCAAGGAGCUGGAGUGGAAGAAGUGGAGGUACAUGGGGACAGGAGGAAGAUAUGAGCUCUGGCUGGAGGAUGGGCAGGCUGCUGCUGACUAGAGUCAGCGCCCUUGCAGCACUUAAAUUCUAUACUGCUAAAUUCCCUGAGACACAUAGGCAGCAGAUUCAUUAUUCACUUGAAUUCCUUGUGGAUAAUCCCACUCCCACACCAUAUUGUGAUCUUGCCAAUAUCAACAAUCCUGGCACUUCUAAGAAAGUAAAUAAUUCUUUAAUAAAAGCAUUACUGAUUUGCUAAGAUAAAAAUUCCACAUGGCAGAGAGACAUGGAAGACAGGUUUAUUGUGCUGGACAACCAUGAAAGUAGGUCAGAUACAUGCUUUCUGUAGAUUCUUGAUGGCUGUCACGGUGUGACAGCUACAGAAACAAUUGUGGCAAAGCUUCCACUUUUAUUUCUUCAACAGCUUUCUCACAUAGAUUCCUCCUACAAAAAUAAAAACGAGAAAGAACAAAUUCUAGAAUUUUUUUUUGCCACACUAAUCAAGGCAGAUAACAGGGAAAAAGAGAAACCAGGCAAUGAGGAGGCCAACAAAACUAAUCUAUUAUGAAAGUGUAUGCCAAGUCCUUUUGUAGAAUGCAGAUUUUUACAGCUGGGAAGGAAUGAGGAUUCCAAAGUUCACUUUUGUGGCUGUUCAGUGGUAAAAAGAAUUCCUAGCGAAGAAAUGGAUGGCACUGGGGAAGAAGAAAGAAAACAUCCUGAAAACAACGCGCACAGUUCAUUAGCCAGGACAACCAAAGGUGUUGCUGGGCUACUGCACGUUGCCAUUAUAGUGAGACGUCAGAGCAAGAAGAAACCAACACUUCCUGUGCAACCUGUCCAAGUCACAGCUACAACAACUGCCAGGGAAUGUCCUGGCAUCAAUGUCUAAAGCCAUGAAAAUGCCCCCAAACAGACAAAACCAUGCUAUCUAAUUCUGAAUCAAAUACUCAGAGCUGGCAGAAAAAAUGGACUCUGAUUCAUUUUAUGACAAACUGCAGGUGAUGUUGGUCAAGAACUGCUCAAGACUGUAUCACCAUUGGGUUCAAAGCCACUACCACAGUUUGAAAAGAACACAAAAAUAUACCAAAUCAAUUGCAAAUCACAAGCUGCAGAAGAGACACAGUCAGCUCAGAGACACUGCAAUGCAACAAGUCACCUUGUGAACAGCUGGCAAAGACUGCAUUAGCUGCAGGUUCAAGAGACAAUAUUACUAUUUUGAUCGUAC